This is a messenger RNA of Gilbertella persicaria, 650 nucleotides long. RefSeq names its product ferritin-like superfamily. Bases 52 to 609 code for a protein of 185 amino acids. Gene Ontology annotation, molecular function: ferrous iron binding; ferric iron binding. Gene Ontology annotation, biological process: iron ion transport; intracellular iron ion homeostasis. NCBI's taxonomy places the organism in Eukaryota, Fungi, Mucoromycota, Mucoromycetes, Mucorales, Choanephoraceae. The transcript is spliced from 5 exons. The record is from RefSeq and is a predicted model, not a curated record. Gene Ontology annotation, cellular component: cytoplasm.
ACAAAACUUCUUAUAUUAAUUGUCACCCCCCAUCUUUUUAUUCUUUAAAAAAUGUCUCUUGCCAAACAAAACUUUGCUACUCAAUCUGAAGAAGGAUUGAACCAACAAAUCAAUACUGAACUGCAAGCCUCUCAAGUCUAUUUGUCCAUGGCUGCUUGGGCUCAACAUUCUUCUGUUGCGUUACCAGGUUUGGAAAAAUACUUUCGCGAAUCUGCUAAAGAAGAAAGAGAACAUGCUCAACGUUUAAUUGACUAUGUCAACACCAGAGGUGGAAGAGUUGUCUUGCGCGCUUUGCAAGCUCCUGAGACUGAUUGGAAGUCUGCUAAAAAUGCUGUUGAAUCCGCCCUUCAACUUGAAAAAGAUGUCAACAAGUCUCUCUUAAACUUGCACAAGAUUGCCGAUAGCCAAAACGAUCCACAAAUGUGUGACUUUAUUGAAGCUUAUUAUUUGGGUGAACAAGUUGAAGCUAUUAAGAAGUUGGCUGAUAUGGUUACACAACUCAAUCGUGUCGGUGAAGGUCUUGGUGUCUAUUUGUGGGAUCAACAACUUUACAGAGAAGGCACCGGUGCUGGUAGUCGUGCCACUGGUAGCCCUCUUGAUCUUGCUUAAAGCGAUUAUUUUAUUAUUAAAAAUUAUGUUUAUGUUUAAAA